Molecule: messenger RNA, 1131 nt
Organism: Ruditapes philippinarum (Manila clam)
Lineage: Eukaryota; Metazoa; Mollusca; Bivalvia; Venerida; Veneridae
Product: solute carrier family 22 member 4-like
Exons: 4
Coding region: 115-1131 (338 amino acids)
Biological process (GO): transmembrane transport
Cellular component (GO): membrane
Molecular function (GO): transmembrane transporter activity
Source: RefSeq, a predicted model, not a curated record
CGAGUGAACAACCUUGAGAGCUCAACAUAAAAAAUUAUUGCAUUUGGAUUUCCAAAAGGUCAUUUAUGAUAUAGUUAUAUUUAGUGGUAUUACAUCAAAAUAUAUUAAGGAGAAAUGACUGCUUCAAAACCAACAAGCCCUGACGAAAUAAUUGAAAAUCUUGGAGGAUGUGGCAGGUUUCAAAAAUACAUGGGUUUCACAGUUCAUCUGACGAAGACGCUGAUAAGUUUUAGUGUGAUGAGCACGAUAAUGUUGACUGCUACACCAAAGUGGUGGUGUAUUGAUGGCACAUCGAGCAAUAAUACUGCUUCCUGUGCAGAAAACGACAAUGGUACAAACAUGUGCGCUGAGAAAGCAUGUAUAUUAAAUAAAACCAAAUGUGAUACAUUUGAGUUUUCUGGUGUGAGAACAGCAGUAUCUGAGUUCAAGCUGUUAUGUGACCUUGAUUACAUACCGAGCACUGUGAUGUCACUACAAGCGUCUGGUAUGCUAGUUGGAAGUCUUGUUGCCGGGCAACUCUCGGACACCUUUGGACGAAAACGGCCGUACUUUGCCGGAAUUAUCAUCGUUGUCGUCUUCAAUUUCAUCGGUUUUAUGUCUACAAACUGGAUUAUGUUUGCUGUCUCGCGAUUUUUCAUCGGUAUUGGUGCUGGAGACUUCAUCAGCGUUCAGCAUUGCAUUUUAUCCGAAUUUAUGUCGGCAAAAUGGCGUCCGUGGAUCACAGGGUUCCCUUCCUGGCCAUUACAAGUGUGCGCUCUGGCUCUUGUGUCCUGGUUGAUUAAAGACUGGCGCUAUAUACAAUUAUUUUGUUGUUUACUAGGAAUACCAUUCUUGUUUACUUGGUUCGUCAUACCAGAAAGCUUUCGUUGGUUUGUUGCACAUGACCGUCCCGCCGAUGCACAAAAGAUUAUAGAACGAUGGGCAAAGAUAAACAAUAAGCCUGUACCAGAAGUUGGAAAUACAGUUAUAAUUGAGAAAGAAUCAACCAAAGAGAUGGACAAGAAAUACACUUUCAUACACCUGUUUAAGUCAAAGGAACUUACAAAAAUCACUCUCUUACUGGCUAUUGACUGGCAUGUUUAUUAUCCUGUUUUUUCUCUUGUAAUUUUGUUAUUUCAAAUGAUCGAUUAA